This is a messenger RNA of Durusdinium trenchii, 621 nucleotides long. The record is from the annotation of a GenBank genome assembly. NCBI's taxonomy places the organism in Eukaryota, Dinophyceae, Suessiales, Symbiodiniaceae.
AUGGCGCCUUCUUCUGGACGAAAGCGAGUGCCAGCGCGAAGUGGACGGACAACCACAACUUUUCAGCAAGCGACAGAAGCAACAUCAGAGUCCUCUCCACAAGAGGCUGGCGACUCGCGCAAAGACGAACUGGAGCCGCUCUCACAAGAGGAGCUCUCGAAGAAGUAUGGCUUGGGCUUUGCUUUGCUGCAACGGAUGGGCUAUUCUGCCGGAGCGCCACUGGCUCCUGGUGCUUUGGUCGCACCCUUGGCUGCGAAGGCCAACCCAGGGCGCCAGGGAUUGACCGAGGAGGCGGAGCCGGAAGCCCAAGAGCCCGAUCCAAGCGACCUGACUGGACUGCUGGAUCAAACCCUGCGCAGCAUGCGGGAGGCUGGUGACCUGGAGGAAGCUGAGGAGCUGCAACGCCUGGCAAGCUUUUGUGGAGGAGGCUUGGAAGGGAAUCCGUUGCCGAAGCCAAAGCGGCGACGCCCACGGGAUGAACGUGCAGAUGAUGGAGAUGCUUUGGCAGAAAUUCUACGGCAGUUUCGAAGCCCCGAGUUUCCAGCCGCCGAGCAGCAACUCCUAGUGAUUCAGUCUUGCAGUACUAUAAUUCCUUGGGGAUUGACAUCGGGUGGAACUUAA